AUGAUGAUGGAAAUCGACAUUGUCAAAGCAUCAGCCAACAAACCCAUUCCUUCGUACUAUGAUGAUACCGACACUUCUGAAGCAGAUACAGCUCUGAAUACGCCAACAGGUAGUUUGACAGAUGCAUUUGUCAAGCGAUUUUCAUCCACUUCAUCAUCCUGCUCGUCUUACAAUACAACAGUACGAAAGCCGUCUAUUACACCCAGCAAUAGCAAACCAGCAUCCCCUGAAUUACUACAUAAAAUUCAAGCUUUGGAGAUGGAAGUCAGCCAACUUGUUGAAAAUGAAAUCAACCUCAAGAGCCAGUUACUCAUGUUGAAGCAGCAACAGCAGAAACAAGGCAAGCAAUCAGCACUUGAUCGUAUCCACAAGCACAUAGAACGGUUUAUGACAAGCAAUCGACAGCAAAACAGCGAAAAAAACGUCAGCGAUUUAUCAGGCAACGAGUUACCCGCAUUGUUUGAUGAAAGUGAUCCCAAUGUGGAUCAAGUUGAGCAUAAUGCUACCUGUGUGGGUGACACAACACACUAUUCAGCAAUUGAUGUACCCAGUUUCCUGGUAUUUCGACUGAAAGCCAUGAUCGAUCAUUUUAUGAACAAUAAGGAGGGCGCACAAAACUAUGGCCAAGGAGAAGCAUCUUUCUGUACCGAGCUUUUAUCAACACUGGAUACAUGGCAGUCUUAUCAAUUUUCAGCUAUUUUUAACCAACAGCUUGAGCAGAAGAAAGAGCAGGACAGGAUUACACGGUUAUUAGAAGCUCUACACAAAAGUCUAUUAAGGAACAAGUUAAUGCAAAAAGACAUGAAUCUGUUGGCAAAGCAGUAUAAAUCUAGCCUGAAAGGCAUACUCAAAGACUACGAGCAACAGCAUCACUACCAGAAACCAACAGCAAAGAAGAGGAGGACAUCAACGGUAGCAACGGCUGUGUCGCAUGAUCACUGCGAAAAGACACGACUUUUGCUAGAGUGUCAAAUCCAAAAUCUUGAAAUGGCAUUGUGCACCUGUCAAGACGAGCGCGAUGAAUAUGAAACAACAUUGGAAAUGGUGAGACGUGAAAUGGAGACCAUGCUGGAGGAAUUGGAGGACACAAGACAGCAGCGUCUUCGAUACAAGACCCAGGCAAGUCGAUUAAGAGCUGGGUUGGAGGCUCUACAAAAGAAAAAGAAAACAUCUGCCAAUCAUGACGACAAUGAAGAAGGAGAGGAGGAGGAGGAGGAGGAGGAGGAGGAGGAAGAAGAUGAAGCCACCGAGGCCAUUCGACUCAUGUACAAUGAAGCAGAGCGACAAGCAGUUGAUUUGGAUCGAGAAUGCAAGCGGCAAGCAUUGACACUGGACAGCAUUCGGAAAGAGCUGAAAUUGACCGAAGAGAAAUAUCAAGCCAUGAAAACAGAAAAGAGUAAACAAACCAAGAAGGUAGAACAAUCCAAUCGCAAUUUAACAAGAAGGAUUGAAAUGUUGGAACUACAAUUGGCAACAAACUCAAAGUCUGAUAUUUCAAUUUCAACGACAAAUAACAACACUGAGCAACGAGACGACAACGUAGACCUUGAACACGACCAUGAGGAGGAUCUGCUAUUGUAUCACGCCAAGAUUCAUGCAUUGCAGAUCGCUCUAAAAGCAGCCAAAUCCGACGCCAUUGUCCAACGUACGCGCAUAUACCAAUUAGAGCGUCAAUCCAUACUGGAUCCAGCGCAAUAUGUGGUUCGAAUGCAAGACAUGUUUAAAAAGGAACUUGUAGUAUCGACAGCAGAGCCUAGCAUGGAUGUUCAUCAACGGCUGGCAGACCGCAUUGAGUUCGAGCAGCGAGAAUGGAAGCAGCGCCAAUGGAUACAAUUCCAGAAAAAGUUCGACACGGAUCUAUUACGAGUGAAUCGAGAAAUUUUGACACUGUCCAGCCAAUUGACGGAGAUGGAGAUGGAAGCAGAGAUUACACAAUCGCGACAUAAAGAAGCCAUGGCACUUAUGCAACAUCACAUCAGCAUGGGCUUUGAGCACAAAUUGCAGAAAUUAAUGGCAUUCCAACAUAAAAAGGAACGGGAAUUGCAGGAUCAGCUGGAGGUGCUUUAUCAAAAGAACCAAACACUGCAAGAUGAGUCCAUGAUUCUAUACGGACGUAAUAUGAUGAUGGCACACAAGUUAGGAAAAAUUGCAUGA
Messenger RNA from Mucor velutinosus, 2154 nucleotides. RefSeq lists its product as uncharacterized. Lineage: Eukaryota; Fungi; Mucoromycota; Mucoromycetes; Mucorales; Mucoraceae. Bases 1 to 2154 code for a protein of 717 amino acids. The record is from RefSeq and is a predicted model, not a curated record. The transcript has a single exon.